AUGGACUUUCUGACCUACAACGUUUCUCGCAAGCUUCCUGUAGAUGUUCUUUUUCUUGACUUCGCCAAAGCCUUCGAUAAAGUCCCUCACAGAAGAUUACUUCAAAAACUUGAAUCCUACGGAAUCGAAGGUAACGUUCUUAACUGGAUAAAAGCUUUCCUUUCAAAUAGAUCACAGCGUGUCAUAUUAGGUAAUACGUCAUCCACCUGGGUAAACUUACCCGAACACAUCAAUAGCGAAAACUUAUGUAAAAUGUAUGCAGACUGUACUAAAAUCCUGAGUGUCGUCAAAACCACUGAAGACAAAGCUCGUCUGCAAUCCGAUAUAGAAAGCGUUGUUACCUGGACUCGAACCUGGUUAAUGGAACUCAACAUCAAGAAAUGCAAUGUCAUGCAUUUCAGUAAGUACUAUGUUUCCCCACACAAUUAUUUAAUGAACGAGUACGACGCUAACGGUAGCGUCACUAGAACAGUAAUUGAGUCUUCAACAUCCGAAAAAGAUCUAGACGUUCAAAUUUCCAACGACUUAAAAUAA
Molecule: messenger RNA, 534 nt
Organism: Hydra vulgaris (swiftwater hydra)
Lineage: Eukaryota; Metazoa; Cnidaria; Hydrozoa; Anthoathecata; Hydridae
Source: RefSeq, a predicted model, not a curated record